This is a messenger RNA of Wyeomyia smithii (pitcher-plant mosquito), 1228 nucleotides long. It is a transcript of the gene e(r), whose product is annotated as enhancer of rudimentary homolog. NCBI's taxonomy places the organism in Eukaryota, Metazoa, Arthropoda, Insecta, Diptera, Culicidae. The record is from RefSeq and is a predicted model, not a curated record. The coding region runs from base 278 to 589 and encodes 103 amino acids. The transcript is spliced from 3 exons.
AGUGUCAAAUCGCAGGCAAAUCGAGCAAAGCAAAUAGCAGCAGCCAGCGUCGGAAAAGUACUAGAAAAAAAUCAAAUCUGUAGAAAAGUUAUACUGCGGUUGUUUUCCCCGAAAAAUAAACUAAAGCAGUGUUACUAGGCAGCCGAAGCUAAAUCACAGUUCGUAGGCCAUUUUCGAAUCGUUUCGUUUUCCUUUGCUGAGGAGCAAAAUCUAUUGAAGUUUCGUCAGUAAAUAAUUCAGAAUUCAUCGUCAGCGUUUCAAUCGGAAGGUAGCCGUAAUGUCGCACACGAUCCUGUUGGUUCAGCCCGGCCGUAACCCGGAGACGCGCACCUACAGUGACUACGAGAGUGUCAACGAGUGUAUGGAGGGUGUGUGUAAAAUCUACGAGGAACACCUGAAGCGGCGCAACCCGAACACACCAACUAUCACGUACGACAUCAGUCAGCUGUUCGAUUUUGUGGAUCAGCUAGCAGAUCUGAGCUGUUUGGUGUACCAGAAAUCGACCAACACAUACGCGCCAUAUAAUAAGGAAUGGAUCAAGGAGAAAAUCUACAUUCUGCUGAGGCAAGCGGCCGGACCUACGGAAUAGAAGAUGGCUAAAGUGGUGGGAGCUGGAUCGCGCGACUUGGGUAAGGUAUUGUUUACGUCAAACAGUCACCUUUUGGAACUUCAGUUUUGGUUUCUGAAUCACAGAAACUGUAUUUAGUGAUUUUUAAAGAGAAAGCAGCUUUCAUAUAGUUUUGACAUAAUUUGAUUUCUGGUAGACGGGAUCUGCUCCGGUUUAAGUCCGCUUUCUUCAUUUCCGUUUUCUACCGAUCACAAUAACGUGGUCCAGCGAGAGCAGAAACUGGUAGUUUUUGACAAAAGCAGAUAAUUCGUAGCUUAACUACCGGUAGGACGAGUACCGGAAUUGAGUGUGGAAGAUUACAACGGUUUUGUAUUUAAUCUACUGCACAUAAAAUAAUAAUAAACAAUACUGAGAGACAAAAAAUAAAAUGAUAAUAGUUAAACGACGUUCGUUUGAGUUGAUAGCUUUCUUUCCGAAUCAGUCUGUAUUUGCUCAAAAAGCAAUUGAGAAGUUGGAGCUGUAGAAACUCAUGACACCUAUUGCAGGAUUCGGUGUACUCUUAGAACAUAAUAUAAAACAUAGUACAUAACACAGUGUAUUGAUGGAUAAUGCAAUGGAAUUUGUUUAUUCAGAAAAUUAAUCUACUUAUUUGGUAACUGA